AUGGGAAAGCAUAGGAGCACCAUCCGAGAACGCCUCACACGCGCCAUCACCGGACCACCGCGCAUCCCGGUGAGCAAUCGGCCUUUCGAGGCAACGGCGCGUCCAAAGCCGCCAGACGACCAGGCAGCCAACCAGCCAACCGCCGCCGUCCAGGAAGCAUCCGCGCCGACGACGCCCGCAGCCCGACGACCGCCGAUCAUCCGCCAGCGGACCACCCGCUCGCGACAAGAGCGACUGUACGAGACGGCCCCCUCCAGCGCAACCACCGCCCGUCAAGCCACACUUCUGGCCAUCUUCGGGUCCACCCUCUCGGAUCUCGACGACGAUGAUGACGAUGACAACGGCCGCGAGAGAACCGCCGAGCGCACCGCAGCCGCGCCUGAGUCCAUGCCGGACAUAGCGUCGCUGACAAUCGCGGGGCCCAGCGCGGCGCCACCAGGGACGGCCCCAUCGGCACCGCCGCCCGCGACGCUGCCGACGCCGACGCCAACACCACUGCCCACACCACCGCCAACACCGCUGCCGAUGACGCCCGCACCACCGUCGACACAGCCAGCACUUCUGCCGAUGACGCCAGCGCCGCUACCGACGCCGCCAGCUCCACUACCAACUCCGAGGUAUUUUACCGGACCCCCGCCGCCGGAGAUCACCCCAGCAACGUCACCGCCGCCCGGACCACCGAUCCCGCUAGCCGUCGCCAUCCCGGAGGAGCCCUUCCCUGAGGACGCCCUCCGAACCGUGCCGUGGGACCGCAUCCGCCCGGGGCAACGAUAUCGCCACCACAUGCACGGACGUAAGAUUAUUGUUUGGCGCCGCCGCGACGGUUCAUGGUUCCUAAAAUAA
This is a messenger RNA of Monomorium pharaonis (pharaoh ant), 843 nucleotides long. Its product is annotated as vegetative cell wall protein gp1-like. Lineage: Eukaryota; Metazoa; Arthropoda; Insecta; Hymenoptera; Formicidae. The record is from RefSeq and is a predicted model, not a curated record. The coding region runs from base 1 to 843 and encodes 280 amino acids. The transcript has a single exon.